This is a messenger RNA of Taeniopygia guttata (zebra finch), 6249 nucleotides long. NCBI's taxonomy places the organism in Eukaryota, Metazoa, Chordata, Aves, Passeriformes, Estrildidae. The record is from RefSeq and is a predicted model, not a curated record.
AUGAGCCCCCUGCAGAGGGGAGGAACACUCUGUGCUCCCAGGUCAGGAAAACAUGUCCCGUCGGAAACAGACCACUCCUAACAAAGUUCACUCAACUAUUCAGCAGGAGCCAUCGAGAGCAGCAAGUAGGACCACAAGAAAAUAAGGGGACCGAGAGAUACCAGAAACUUGUCAGUGGUGAUGUCUUCACCUUGGGAUGGAAAUUCUUGUCUGUCUUAUGAUGAACACCACGAAAUCGUUGGGACUUCUCUGUCUACCUAGCCUGCUGUGUGUCUGGAGGGCCCAGAAAUGCCGUGCAGUGCCCUGACGAGGAUAAUCGGAGAAAACACCGGCUCCAAGAACGGGGCUACGGGGCUGGGGGACUGCCUUUUGGAUUUGCAUAAAUACGACUGUGCAUAUAUGACUGGACAAAUUCGAUGGGAGGAUGGUGCCUACUUCUUCCUUGCAUGGCCACUCCAUCUUCUCUUCCUUCUUGGACUGACUAGGGUGAGUGACAGCUGCCAAUUUCCUCCCCUUGGCUUGCUUGGUGUCUCCUUUUCCCAGGAUUACUUUCCAGGCUUGGCUUGGCCCUCAUUUCACCUUGCUCUCACAACAUGAUUUUCUGUCCUCACGACAGAAUCACUUUGCUUGGCAAGCAGAGCAACCAGCUAGGAGAUUUUACGGUUACAAAACAGUUUUAAAUAGAAGUUGAUAUGUAAGGAAAUUCAGAAUAAUACUGAAACAAUGAUAAAAAUUGUGGUAGAAUUUAUCACAAAAGUCUUUCUGUGCAUGAUGGCCAGUCCCACAAUUUUAACUGUAGUCAUUCCCCCUGCAGCACAUAAAUGGCUCUUAAGAAUAUAAUUUUGUUUUGCCAUGUGGUGCAUGAAAAACACCUGACAAAGUGCUAACAAACAGAGCAGGAAUAGUGGAAUAUGCUUGUUGAAAAAUAGAAUGUAGUUAGGUUGUCUGUGGGGAGAGACCUUAAUUGAUUCAAUUUGGUCUUUAUUUUCUCCCAGAGUAUGCAGUAUAAAAAUAAAAAAAAAAAUCUAACAAUUCAUCAGUUCUUGCAUUCAUCUGUUACUGUGCUGUCACCCCACCAGUCAUGGACUGCUUGCUGUCUUUGUGCUUGCCAAAAUUUGUUGCAGGUAUUAGCAUGCACUUCUCUCUCCUUGCUGUCCACAAGCUGCUUUGCUUUCUGUUGCUUGUCCUCUGCAGCUGAUGCUUAUUUUAGGACUCUGGAUAAGAGCUUUUGUAGUCUUUUGCAGAUUAAUUCCUGCUUCUGAGCUCUAUUUAUCAUGGCUCCAAUAACCCAUUAAUCCUCUAUUUUCUUCCCUCUCUCUCUAACACACACAUGUUCUGUGCUCUUUGAUGUUCCUUGGAUUCUCCUGUCUAUAACAGUCCCAUUUGAAGGGAAAGUAUCUUGCAAGAAAUAGCACCCAGCAUUCACAACCAAGCAGAAAUGUUACUUGCAUCAGAUCCCUUGAUUCUGAAGGGCUCCAUGGACUGCCAUUGUUAACCGUUUCAAUUGUGUUGUUUUUCAUUUCAGUAACCACUACAGCAGUGUGGACAACCCAGAAUAGCCAUUGGGCAGGUGGAAUAGAUCCACAGUGGUGGAAAGACUUGCAAAUUUCAGGUCCAGGAACACAGAGAAGACCUACAUGAACAGGGACUUUUAAUUUAUGUACAAGGAGGGAAUAAACUGACUCAUCUCUAAGAGACCGUUCUAUUUAGGAAGGAAGGCAGGAGAAUGAUGUAGUCCCUUUGGAUUUUGUUUUUUGGAUUUUGGGGUGGGAGUUGUUUGUUUCUGUGUUUAUUUUCCAGAACACCUGAGAGUUAUCCUGCAUUCAUACAGUUCAAGAAGGGAAGGGCUCAGGGCUGAUACCCUAGCAGUCAUGCCUGCCCAUGAUAUACAGUACCACAGGGCUGUCCCCUAUCUCCACCACUGCUGACUUGGCAUCCCUCUCAUUCACAGCAGUAUGGAGAGGAGAAUGGAAUACAAAGCAGAGGCAUUUGUGUCAUCUCUCUUGUUCUACAUCUCUAGCUGUUUGUAAACAAAUACAGAGAUUUGUUUUGGUGUUUGGUCAGCCUGCAGCCCUGUUUGUAUUUAAUAAAGAAACUUCUGGAGAAGAGUCUGUGAAUUCACUGUUGAGCAUAACAUCCUUUACUUAUGGCAGUGAUCCUAAAGCUGUUGCCUGUCCAACUCCUCUUCCAAGUGAUUGGAAGCAUACCCAAAGUGGGGUGGAGGUGGGGGUGUGUCUGUUCAUGAGCAUGUGUGUGCAGAAACAUCAAAAGUAUAAUCCUGAACCUAUCCAACAUUAAAGCUGUAAAGAUUCAUCAAAGGAGGACUUAGUCUGUCAGUAGAUGAACAGGACACUCGUAAGUUAUUUUGUAUUACUGUAAUACAUAAGAAAUUUUGUACAAGUGGAAGACAGUAUUUUUCCAUGUUUGCCUUUCCCAGUCCCGUGAUGUUUUUUAGAUAGAGGCUGGGGAGGAUGCACAGGACAUGUCCUGCUAACAGCAUGGGUUUGGUUAACAGCUUGCAUUGCUGGCUGUAAGCUGGUUGUUCUCUGCACUGUGCCGAGUCAAUGCUCACGGGGCUCUGGGGAUGUUGCACAAAAGCUGGAGGCACACACAAUUGCUCAGUUACUGUGACUGAUGACAGUGUUCCUUAUGUGAGAAUUUCCUUCUUCUGUCACCUCAGAUAAAGAUCCCAGCUCUUAAACCCUGCAGACUGUCUGCAUGGUUUGUAUAGCUGAGCAGGAACCUGCCCUGCCUUUGGACUCCAGGCUGCUGCUCAGUGGGAGUAUAAUCUGUCUGAAAGGGAAUAGGGGGAGGAAAACAAACAUAUAAUUGCUUCCACGAGCAGCCUCAGUGGCAUUUGGGAAUUCUGUUUUGGAAUUCUGUCAAAGGUAGCAGCACAUCUGCCAUCGUAGUUUUACAUCAGUCCUGUGUUCUGCAGGUUUCCUCAUUUCACCAUGCUUUCUCUUGCAAUGCUUUUUUGGUCUAUGGACUUUUAUCGUGGUGGUUUGUGGUUUUCUGCUUCUUGGAGAGGCACUGGAAUUCUGUGGUGUAUGCUGCUUGUACAGUCUGUAUCUCAGUCCCACCAAUGUGAGCCUGUGGUCCCAAUAUAAAAACAUCACUCCAGGUCAUGAAAACCAUUCAGUGCUGGGAUGGCUUCUGAGGGGGUGUCACAGCAGUCCCUGCUGCUUUCAAUGACAAAUAGACUUGGUGCUCCUCAGCACCUCUGCUCAGGCACAUGGAUUGUGUUCUCAAAUCUCUACAGCACUCUUUCUCACAUUUCUGAAAGAGAAUGAUAAAAGCCUUGAAAUGCUUUUGGAAACCUACAUGGGGACAUUGGGAACUAAAACUCUUCUCCCACAAUCUCAGUGAAACUUGUGAAGGUCUUUGAAAUCUUCCAUAAAUCACAGCUUUUUAAAGCCCUGCCAAAAUUGCAAGGUGAGCUUCAAGGAAGGCAGUGUGAAUGGGAACAUGGAGCAACACUGGCUGGAACAGUUCAGCACGUGGGAAUGUACCUGUCCUUGUAAGAGGACUGGUGCUCUCUCAGGAGUUCAAUUUCCUGGUUAUACUGGUGCCAGCUGUGGCCCUGUACUAAAAGGUAACUUUGUCUUCUGAAAGCUGUGUUUUGAUUUUAUGUGAAAAAUGCACUGCGAUUGGUGCUUUGAAUGGUUCUUAAGCACUUAGAAAUCAGUUGAUAAAUGCAACUCAAAAGCCAGCCUGCUGGGAGCUUCAGCACCUUUCCCAAGCCCCCCAGCUCAUGCACUGGAAAAGGUAAAUCAUGACUACACCUGGAAUAAUGUAAUUUGUUUUCUUUAAUAUGAAAAUUAAUGGUUGCAUUUUAUUGUUAUUCUCUGGAACCAAAACUUCUUUGAGCAGGGAUUGCUGUAAGAAGUUUUCAUUCAGAGCACAAGUAACUACUUUCUUUAAAGGUGUUUGCCAUGUCCUAUUGAGCUGAGGUACUAGUGGUCACUGUUUUCAACUGAACAAAUUGUUUUGCCCUAAGCAUGCAUCUCAGCUCUCUGGGGUUAUUCCCUUAGGUUUCUGUUUUGAGCACAUGAAGUGCCAGUGAGAUUUAUUUUAGCGAGAGCCAUUUCUGGGCAAGGCAGGGUAGUUUACUAUCCAUCAUAUACACAGGAGAACACCAGCUCCAAGCAUAGACGCCUUCUGUAAAGGCAGCUUGUCCUCAUUCCUCCUAGGACAGAAGAAAGUGACAGAGCAUGCCAAGGACAACCCCUGGUUUUCAGAUCACUGUGGAGGGCAGAUGAGGUACCAGGCACUUAGAGAGGUGCUAUUUUUCAGCAAAAUGCCUGCUAUAGCCAGGAAUAAGAGUUAAUAAUUUAGAAGAGCUAUACAGUAAAAUCCCUGAUCUGGGAUACUGUCACAGUCCCCAGGGGCUUCCCCCCACCCUGAGCUGUGCUGUAGGAUAUUGGUGGAUAGCUUGGCAGCAGCAAGAGCCACCUGGCUAUUUAUGGCAGAUAUAUGGAGUCACAGAUAUUUUGUGGCUGGAGUGGGCAUACACAUAGUAUGCGGAUAGCAGCCCAGUGCUGCACAUUGCCACUAGUGAGACUCUUCUACAUCCAGGCACUGGACUCACAUCAGCAGGUGCCAGAGGCUGGUGUGGCAGGGUAGGCAAGCAGAGAAGUGACCUAAGUGCUUUCCAGGAGGUGACUCCAGAGGUUCUGCACAGUGCAGGUGAGCAGUCCCAUGCCUGUUGUAUUUUUGGCAAGCUUUGGUGAUGCGAAGCAGUGGAACAGCACCAGUCUGACUUUUUGUCUUUGUGGCUGCUAGGGGAGCAAGUCUUUGCAGGGCUGGAGGAGCAAGCCCGCCAAGCCAUGAUGAAAAAUAGCUUUCCUGGAACUCUUGGGGACCAAAGGCCAACAAUUCAUCCACUGCAAGACCCUGACUCCAGCAGCAGUGGCAGUGAUGAUGAGGAAACCACUCAGGAUGAAGUUUCUUCCCAUACAUCUGAGGAAGACGGCUCAAUGGUGAAAGUGAAGAAGGAAUUAGAAAAUGCAGAACGACCUGUGGCUGGAACCCCAUUGAUAAGAGAAAACGAGGUGCCUCAGAGUGUAAACGCUGAGCCCAUACUGGGACUGUCACAAUGCCCCCUCUGCCAGCUCGAGUGUGGAAGCAGAGAUCAACUCAUCGCACACGUCUACCAGCACACUGGAGCGGUGGUGAGUGCCAAGAGCUACCUGUGUCCUGUGUGUGGCAGAGCUCUCAGCUCCCCAGGAUCCCUUGGGAGACAUCUCCUGAUCCACUCAGAGGACCAGCUGUCCAACUGUGCAGUUUGUGGAGCACGCUUCACCAGCCACGCCACCUUCAACAGUGAGAAGCUGCCAGAGGUGCUCAGUGCGGAUCGGCUGCCGGCACCACAGAGCCAGGGCCCCUCCAGUGCUGAGGAUAAGGAUGUUGCCUUCUGCACCCCUGUGUAUCCUGCGGGCAUCCUCCUGGUGUGCAACAACUGUGCUGCGUACCGCAAGCUGCUGGAGGCACAGACGCCCGGCAUGCGCAAGUGGGCCCUGCGGCGCCAGAACGAGCCCCUGGAAGUGCGGUUGCAGCGCCUGGAGCGGGAGCGUACGGCCAAGAAGAGCCGGCGGGACAAUGAGACACCCGAGGAGCGCGAAGUGAGGCGCAUGCGGGAUCGGGAAGCCAAACGGCUGCAGCGCAUGCAGGAGACAGAUGAGCAGCGGGCACGGCGGCUGCAGAGGGACCGGGAAGCCAUGCGCCUAAAACGCGCCAACGAGACCCCUGAGAAGCGACAAGCCCGGCUCAUCCGCGAGCGUGAAGCCAAGAGGCUCAAGCGGCGCCUGGAGAAAAUGGAUAUGAUGCUCCGGGCACAGUUUGGCCAGGACUCCUCUGCCAUGGCCGCUCUGGCAGCUGAGAUGAACUUCUUUCAGCUGCCAGUGAGCAACGUGGAGCUGGAGAGCCAGCUGCUGGGCAAAAUGACCUUUGAGGAGCAGAGCAACAAUGCGUUGCACUAAACCAUAGGCAAGAACUGUGCUGCCUUUGUUGCACCUGCCACAUAUGCACUAGCAGGCUUCUGCACUCAGGAGGCUGCUGCGGGUCCCUGCCUCAUCCUCCCUGACAGGUGGUUCUGGUUUUCCUCUGAACCCAGGAGGAGACCAGAGCUGAGAGAUGCCUGCCAAAGCAGCUCUAACGGGAGCAGAUUCUGAGGAUACAGUCUGCUCUGGGGGCCAAGUCACAGCCUGUGACAGAAUGAAAAUAAAUUAAUGUAUUAAUUAACAUUAA